AUGAGCAAAGUCACCCCACUCAGGAUCGUCCUCUCCCUCGCAGCACCCCGCCCCUCGCUUCGCAGGCCGACAUCUUUCGCCCAACGGUUAUACUCGACCCCUCGCUCGUCGGCCGCGGCACACGCUCAGUCUCAAGCUACUGCCGACCUUCUCAAUAAGGGCAGCACAGCUGGAGCUGGUGCUGGAGAGCAGGACCAUGCUGGACCUUUUCCAUUGGGAGUAGGUGCUGGUGGGGGGAGUAAGCCUUGGAGGACUUGGCGAGAGUUAGGUCUGGGCGGGAAGCUGGUACGAACAGUGCGCCAGUCAGGAAAUUUGGCAGUUAUCAUUGCUGGUGGCACGCUGUUUGUCGUCUUGACGCUGGCUCUCACGACCGAGCUCUUUGCUCGCAACUCGCCUUCUGUUCUGUACGCUGCAGCGGUCGAUAUGAUUCGCGCUUCGGAUGGCCUGGACCAGUACCUCCUACCCCCCAUCAAAUUCACCCACUCUCCACACUCGUCUUCCCCCGUCCGCGGCACUCCCUCCAUCAGUUCCACCACCGUCCGCAACCUUUCCUCCGGCAAGGAGCAUCUCAUCAUCUCAUUCUGGGUGCACGGCCGAGGCAAGGAUGAAGAAUUGUCCCUGGGCUGGCUGAGAAGAGCAUGGGUGAGCACAAAGGCGUAUGCAAAGGAGAGUGUAGAGGCUUUGGGGUUGGUUGGGCAAGAGCCGGAAGGGUUGGCAAAGGAAGCUUUCAAGGAAGACUUGAUAGAAGAAGGACGAAGACUAGAAGCAGCAGGGCAGAAAAAGUCUGGAAGGUGGUUCAGCUGGCUUGGGGGGCUCAACCUUCGAGCAGCGGCGAGUUCAGUCAGGAUUACCGGGAGAGAACCGGACCCUGCUGGGACUUAUACCACUGGUGAAGCUAGGGGAGAGUACGUCAAGGAUGAAAAUGGACAUUACCAGCUCCUAUCGCUUAUCGUCGAUGUCCCCUCCUCGCGCGCGGCAUACCCUGGAAGAGCUGUCAUCCAUCAAACACCCGAAGCCGAGGUUGAGGGACUUUUGGGAAAGAGGAUCAGAUAA
This is a messenger RNA of Cryptococcus wingfieldii CBS 7118, 1053 nucleotides long. RefSeq lists its product as hypothetical. The transcript is spliced from 4 exons. Gene Ontology annotation, biological process: protein import into mitochondrial matrix. The coding region runs from base 1 to 1053 and encodes 350 amino acids. Lineage: Eukaryota; Fungi; Basidiomycota; Tremellomycetes; Tremellales; Cryptococcaceae. The record is from RefSeq and is a predicted model, not a curated record. Gene Ontology annotation, cellular component: TIM23 mitochondrial import inner membrane translocase complex.